CUGAGGCUAGAUGCUGAAAGUCCUUCAGAUAAACCUCCACAAAAGUAAAAACGCCUCAGCCGAGCUCCUGCUCAACAUAGAGGGAGUCGGCUACGAUGUGGCUCUAGUCCAGGAACCAUGGAUAGCGUCGGGCAACAUAGUCUCCGGUCUAAAGUCACAAAACUACAACACAUACAUCCCGAUUGUAAAAAACAAGGUAAGAACAGCGAUAUUGGUCAAAAAAAGUAUAUGUUCUUACAUUGAUCAUAAUCUCUCUUCAGACGAUCUGACAGUGGUGGCGCUGGAGGGCUGCAAGGAUGAGACGCUACUCUUUGGGUCCUGCUAUAUGCCACAUGAUGAGGAAGCACCACAAGCGGAACUUCGGAAGCUGGUAGAAACAGCUGCCAGAAAGAAGCAUGCUCUGGUGGUAGGAACGGACGCAAACGCACAUCACACGGUCUGGGGAAGUGCAGACAUAAACGACCGAGGUGAGUCACUAUUUACCUAUAUUCUUCAAAGUAGUCUAGAAAUAGCUAAUAGAGGUGAGGAACCAACAUAUGUGGGACCAACCUCGAAGAAUGUACUCGAUUUAACACUCUACACAAGCAGGCAUGUUAUGGUUCAGGAAUGGGAAGUAUUGAGUAGGCCCUCAUUGGUACCUGAGGAUAUGGGUGAUCCCAGUAAACUGCAUAUGUGUAAAUAUGUAUAUACACGCCUAUAUGAGAGCAGUUGGAUUUGA
Molecule: messenger RNA, 718 nt
Organism: Anastrepha obliqua
Lineage: Eukaryota; Metazoa; Arthropoda; Insecta; Diptera; Tephritidae
Exons: 2
Coding region: 11-718 (235 amino acids)
Molecular function (GO): catalytic activity
Source: RefSeq, a predicted model, not a curated record